ACGGUCUAAUUGAGCUUGUGUCCGGAAGAAGCUCCGCUUGUGGAGGUCCUCGAAGCCGGACUUGCUGUGGAAAGAGAAGCCCAAGAAGAGAGAGGAACCAUUGGCUGAUCAGCGUGUCAGGGCCCGGCCAGGUUAUCCUGAAGAGGCCGGUCAUGAGACAUGGGGCUGCUGGCCAACGUACGGAAGGAAUGGUUCAUCAUUGGAAUAGCGGUGGUCAUAUUGUCGGCUAAAAUCCAGCCCAGCUUUGGUGUCAAAGGAGGACCACUGAAGCCAGAGAUAACCAUAUCAUACGUCGCAGUCUCGCUUAUCUUCUUCAACAGCGGCCUCUCGCUGAAGACUGAGGAGUUGACCAGUGCUCUGCUUCACGUGCGCCUUCACCUGUUCGUUCAGUCAUUCACGCUCGUCUUCUUCCCGCUGGCGGUGUGGUUCCUGGUCAGAGUGCUCGCGCUGACCGCCAUCAACCAAGGGCUGCUCAGAGGGUUACAGACGCUGAGCUGCAUGCCGCCCCCGGUCUCCUCAGCGGUCAUUCUAACUAAAGCUGUUGGUGGCAACGAGGCUGCUGCCAUCUUCAACUCAGCAUUUGGAAGCUUCCUGGGCAUUGUGGUAACGCCAGCACUGCUGCUGCUUUUUCUGGGCUCCUCGUCCUCUAUCCCCUUCUCCUCCAUCUUCUCUCAACUAUUUAUGACGGUGGUAGUGCCGCUCAUCAUGGGUCAGGUGUGCCGCCGUUUCCUCAGGGAGUGUCUGGAGCGCAGGAAGCCACCCUUUGGUGCCGUCAGCAGCGCCGUCCUGCUCAUGAUCAUCUACAGCACCUUCUGCGACACAUUCAGUAACCCUAACAUGGAGCUGGACCCCACCAGCUUGUUGAUGGUCGCCCUCAUCAUUUUCUCCAUCCAGCUCACUUUUAUGCUGCUCACUUUUGGAUACUCCAGCAGGUCGGGCUCAGGUUUCAGCCCCGCCGACACGGUCGCCAUCAUGUUCUGCUCCACGCACAAGUCGCUAACACUGGGUAUUCCCAUGUUGAAGAUCGUGUUUGUGGGCUACGAGCACCUGUCACUUAUCUCAGUUCCCCUGCUCAUCUACCACCCGGCUCAGAUCUUGCUCGGAUCUGUGUUAGUGCCAACCAUUCGCAACUGGAUGAUCAGUCGCCAGAAGAUGAUGAAGACGUCAAGCCUUCCGCCCGUUUGAUGAAGAGCAGGCGAUUACUUGCCUUAAGACAGCCUAUCCACAGCGACCUCAGCCACCCUUUGCAAAUUGGGCAAACACGGCAUUUACUUUUCUAUACUGAAAAGGAGCAGAGGUACAUGUUUUCUUUUUGCAAAGGAGGUUAUUGGGACCAUCUUUCUAUUUUUGUAUUUUCUAUGGUUUUUCUACUUUUUCAACUUCUACUGUUACACUUGUAGUUUUGAUACUGCUAGAGUAUGUUCUAUUUAAUAUAAUAAGGGAUGUUUUUAUGAUGAUAAUCUCAGACUGAAGGUAGACUCCUAAAUCAGCUAAGAAAAAACACCUAAGCCAAAGAGUUUGUAUAUUUAGUGUAUUUUCAUUCAGAGUUCACAGUCUAAAAUGCUCAUGUACUUUCAGAAAAGGAAAUAAAAGUUCAAAAACAAGGUGCUGCUCUUUGGCAGACUUUCA
Messenger RNA from Nerophis ophidion (straightnose pipefish), 1629 nucleotides. It is a transcript of the gene slc10a7, whose product is annotated as solute carrier family 10 member 7. The coding region runs from base 160 to 1185 and encodes 341 amino acids. The transcript is spliced from 12 exons. Gene Ontology annotation, cellular component: plasma membrane. NCBI's taxonomy places the organism in Eukaryota, Metazoa, Chordata, Actinopteri, Syngnathiformes, Syngnathidae. The record is from RefSeq and is a predicted model, not a curated record.